Triticum urartu is the source of this 1601-nucleotide messenger RNA. RefSeq names its product UDP-glucosyltransferase UGT13248. Gene Ontology annotation, molecular function: quercetin 3-O-glucosyltransferase activity; quercetin 7-O-glucosyltransferase activity. The record is from RefSeq and is a predicted model, not a curated record. Gene Ontology annotation, biological process: detoxification. NCBI's taxonomy places the organism in Eukaryota, Viridiplantae, Streptophyta, Magnoliopsida, Poales, Poaceae.
CCGUGCCUAUAUAAUCCACUCCACCGAAGCACCGGAACACCUGAGGAAUCCCCAGACCAAGCAGAAGCAUGCAGCGCACGGGCCAUGGAGGCGGCGGCGACGGCGAGGGCGCGAGCGUCCUCCUCCUGCCGUUCCCGGGGGCGCAGGGCCACACGAACCCGCUGCUGGAGCUGGGCCGCCGCCUGGCGCGCCACGGCCUCCGCCCCACGCUCGUCACCACCCGCCACGUGCUCUCCUCCAGCCCGCCGCCCGGCGCGCCCUUCCGCGUGGCCGCCAUCUCGGACGGCUUCGACGCCGGCGGCGCGGCCUCGGACUACACGGAGUACUUCUCCCGGCUGGAGGCCGUGGGGUCCGACACGCUGCGGGAGCUCCUUCUGUCGGAGGCGCGCGCCGGGCGGCCCGUGCGCGUGCUGGUGCACGACUCCCACCUGCCGUGGGCGGGGCGGGUGGCGCGCGCGGCCGGCGUUCCCGCCGCGGCGUUCUUCUCGCAGCCGUGCUCGGUGAACGUCGUCUACGGGGAGCUCGCUGCGGGGAGGCUGGCCCUUCCAGUGACGGACGGGCGUGAGCUGCUGGCGCGCGGAGCGCUGGGCGUGGUGCUGGGUCAGGAGGACGUGCCGCCGUUCGCCGCGGCGCCGGAGUCACAGCCGUUGUUCCUUAAGACGGCUAUUGGGCAGUUCGACGGGCUGGAGGACGCUGACGACGUGCUCGUCAACUCAUUCAACGCCAUCGAGCCAAAGGAGGGAGCGUUCAUGGAGUUAACAUGGAGAGCGAUUACCGUAGGCCCCACCUUGCCAUCGUUUUACCUUGACGACGAUCGUCUGCCCUCCAACAAGUCUUAUGGUUUCAACCUAUUUGGCAGCGAUGCACCGUGCAUGGAUUGGCUAGAAAAACAGAGCAUCUCCUCUGUUGUGCUCGUAUCCUACGGGACUUUCUCCAACUACGACGCAACCCAGCUAGAGGAGCUUGGCAAUGGGUUGUGUAAUUCUGGCAAAUCUUUUCUAUGGGUUGUUAGGUCCAACGAGGCACACAAGCUAUCGGAGGAACUAAGGAAGUCAUGUGAGAAGAAUGGAUUGAUUGUUUCUUGGUGCCCCCAACUUGAGGUUCUAGCACACAAGGCCAUUGGAUGUUUUGUUACUCACUGUGGCUGGAACUCGACGCUGGAGGCGGUUGUUUGUGGUAUACCUCUUGUGGGAAUUCCGCAUUGGGCGGACCAACCCACCAUCGCAAAGUAUGUGGAGAGCGCAUGGGGUAUGGGUGUGCGAGUGCAGAAGAGUGAAAGUGGAUCACUAAGGAGUGCGGAGGUCGAGAGGUGUAUUAGAGAUGUCAUGGAUGGGGAGAGGAAGGACGACUAUAAAAGAAAUGCUAUGAAGUGGAUGCAAAAGGCCAAGGAGGCAAUGCAAGAAGGGGGAAGCUCGGACAAGCAUAUUGCUGAAUUCGCUGCCAAGUAUUCGUCAAUUUGAAUUUUCAACAAUGUAAUCUCUAUUUCAAAAUAAGCAAGUAGGCAAUGAUUCCAAGCAUAUAUGUUUAGAGGAGACAAUUUUUCCAUAUGUAAUUACAAUGCUAAAUUCUCACCAUUUGGAACGAUGCUGAAAUUUCGUAAA